AUGGCGCGUGGCUAUGCAACAACAGCUGUCAAAUCACGCCGACUCAAUGUACCAAUCGACUUUAAAACUACUCCACUGCUGCAUCAUUCCUCGAAGACAUUCCAGAAUAGCAGUAUUCCUGAUGACGGACCAUCCAAACGAUUGAAUCUGUGCCAGGCCGUCAAUACUGCUUUGGCCACCGCGCUGCGUUCAUCCAAGGAUGUGCUUUGCUUCGGUGAGGAUGUUGCAUUCGGAGGGGUCUUCCGUUGCACAAGUGGACUUCAAAAUGAAUUCGGUACUGACAGAGUAUUCAACACUCCUCUAACAGAGCAAGGCAUUGUCGGAGCCGCUAUUGGUGCUGCAGCAGAAGGGAGGAAGCCAGUCGUUGAGAUCCAGUUUGCAGAUUACGUUUUUCCAGCUUUUGACCAAAUUGUCAAUGAAGCAAGCAAAUUUCGCUAUCGAGAGGGCUCGACAGGCAGCAACCUUGGAGGAAUGGUUAUCCGAAUGCCUUCCGGGGGUGUUGGGCAUGGUGCAUUAUACCACAGCCAAUCACCAGAGAGUCUGUUCUGUCACAUUCCAGGAUUCAAAGUCGUUGUGCCACGGUCGCCAUCCCAAGCAAAAGGCCUUCUUCUGUCUGCGAUCCUCGAGUCAAAAGACCCGGUUAUCUUCCUAGAGCCUAAAAUCCUCUAUCGUGCUGCCGUCGAAGAGGUCCCAGACGCCUCAUACAUGCUACCCCUGAGUAAGGCAGAGAUUGUGAAGCCAGGUGCUGACCUCACCAUUGUUUCUUAUGGCCGACCCUUAUACACCUGCCAAGCUGCGAUCGAAGCCGCCGAGAAGGAAAUACCUGGUGUCUCAAUCGAAUUGAUUGAUUUGAGAACGAUAUAUCCCUGGGACAGAAAAACAGUCAUUGACAGUGUCAAAAAGACUGGCAGAGCUAUGAUAGUCCAUGAGAGUAUGGUUAAUUUUGGCGUUGGUGCGGAGGUUGCUUCGACAAUACAGGAGAAGGCAUUCUUUCAUCUUGAAGCUCCCAUCAGACGCGUUGCUGGAUGGACCACUCACACAGGUCUCGCCUGGGAGAAAUACAUUCUACCCGAUGUUACCAGUAAGUUUCCUUGA
This is a messenger RNA of Penicillium cosmopolitanum, 1095 nucleotides long. Its product is annotated as alpha-ketoacid dehydrogenase subunit beta. Gene Ontology annotation, biological process: branched-chain amino acid catabolic process; response to nutrient. The transcript has 2 exons. Gene Ontology annotation, molecular function: catalytic activity. The coding region runs from base 1 to 1095 and encodes 364 amino acids. The record is from RefSeq and is a predicted model, not a curated record. NCBI's taxonomy places the organism in Eukaryota, Fungi, Ascomycota, Eurotiomycetes, Eurotiales, Aspergillaceae.